Messenger RNA from Naegleria gruberi, 1757 nucleotides. Its product is annotated as brix domain-containing protein. Gene Ontology annotation, molecular function: rRNA binding. Gene Ontology annotation, cellular component: preribosome, large subunit precursor. Bases 1 to 1605 code for a protein of 534 amino acids. The transcript has a single exon. Gene Ontology annotation, biological process: ribosomal large subunit assembly; rRNA processing. The record is from RefSeq and is a predicted model, not a curated record. Lineage: Eukaryota; Heterolobosea; Eutetramitea; Acrasida; Naegleriidae.
AUGACUCACAAGAGAAAAAAGGGUGAUCAACGUGCAUUCGCCGAUCUUACAAGAAGCGAGAAGAGAACAAAAGUCGACAACAAAUCAAAGGAACACUUUAGUGAUGAAAUUAGAAAGAGUGCUAAACAAAAGAAGGAGGAAUUGAAGGAAGCCGAAAUUGCUUCUGUGCCACGUUCAAUUAUUGUUGUUAGAGGUAAAUAUAAACCAGAGCCUUUGAGAAAUUUGUGUGCCGAUAUGAGAAAAAUUAUGCUUCCAUACACAGCCAAGGAUUUGAAUGAUUCUGGAAAGGCUAAAGUUGUGGAUUAUGUUGAAUUUUCAAAGCAAGCACACGUUACUCAUCUCGUAACACUGACGUCAAGUGUUAGUUUAACAAGUUUGAAUAUUUGUAGACUUCCUAAUGGACCAACACUUACAUUUGAAAUUCAAAAUUAUUGCACAAUGAAAACUUUGAGAAGCUUCUUUUUAAAGGAACUGAACCAUCAAAUUUCUUGUGAUGAAGCAACCUUCUUUAAAGAUCCUGCCAUCUGUAUUCUUAACAAUUUUACUUCCAGUGAGAGUCACAUUCAAUUGAUGUCACUCACAUUCCAAAAUAUGUUCCCUCCUGUAGAUGUUAAAUCCUUCAAACUUGCUCAUGUGAAGAGAGUUGUUUUGUUUAACUAUGACGAAGAUGAUGAAACAAUAGAAAUGAGACAUUAUGGUAUCAAAAAGACAUCUGAUGUCAUUACUCCAUUCAGAUUAAAUACAUUGAAGAAGAAUGCUGCCAAGAAAGUGAGCGAAUUUAAAAAGAAAUUGGAUAAAGUUAAGGAAGAACUUCAAGAACUUUACAAACAAAGAAAGGAUAUGAAACAAAAACUUGGUAGCAAAGCUGAAGAAAAAAUCAAAAAGGCUGAAAAGAUUGAAGAUCUUUCAGAUCCAUAUGUUUCUCUUGAAGCUGAUAUUGCUCUCAAAGAAAAGUCCCUCUUAUAUUAUAAAGAAAAGGAAGCUGCUGCAAAUAAGGAAUUCAUGGCUCUCAACUCUAGGAAUGAAGUAGUUGCUGCUAAGGCUGCCAACUCUGACAACAAAUUCCAAGCUGAAGCUGUUGAAGUAGAUGAUAACUUUGAAGCCAACUCUAGAUCUAAAGUCAAGGUUCGUUUAGAAGAAAUUGGACCUAGAUUGACACUUAAAUUGAGAAAGGUAGUUGAAGGUGUUUUCACAGGAGAAACUAUUUAUCACGCUCUCUUUGAAGAUAAACCAGCUGAUAUUAAGGAAGCUGAAAAGAAGGAAAGAGAUGAAAAGAAGAAACUUAAGGAAGAACGUAGGAAGCAACAAGAAGAAAAUGUCCAAAGAAAGAAGAAGGAAAAGGAGGAUAAAGUUGAAAAACAAAAGAAUGACUUUUUACAAAAAUUCCAAGAAACCCUCGAAAAGGAUAGUGAACUCUUAGUGGACGAUGAUGAACAAGUUGACGAAGAUGUAGAUGAAGAUGCCGAUGAAAAUGAUGAAAUGUUUGAAGGAGAUUUGGAUUUGAAUGAAAUGAUUGACGAUGAUGAAGAAGGUGAUGAUAUUGAAGUUGAUGAGGACUAUGAAAAAGAUAUUGACGAUCAAGACGAUGAUGAAGAUGAAGAAUAAAUCAUCUUCUGAAACUUUAAUUUACUUUCACUUUCUCUUAUUAAAUUGUUUCACCAAGUGGAAGUGAAUCAACGUAAGUUCAUUGAAAAACAAUGGAAGUCCUGAAACCAACAAAUAAAAAUGGCCCAAACCUGCAAGAGUAUUUUGGUAUU